GAUCAGUGGCGUCAGAGCAAUUGUGCCGUACGAAGGCUCGUUGUUGCCGCGUCGCCGACUCCUCCACACCCUCACACUACUACUAACCGCGUAAUGGCGUCCGACAACGGUGACUUUGACACGGAUCUCGCCGCGGCACCUGCAAAACGCAUGAGGUACUCGUUUGCCGACGAAAUCGCCGAGAAUUCUCAAUACCAAAAUUACGGACAUCGGUUCACAGGGUUUUCGUCCGGUGAUUCCUAUGCUAACAAUUUAUCAUACAAAUCAUUAGACACAUUAUCACCAAACUAUUUAAAACCAUCUUCACCAAGACCGUUGAUUAUGUCAUCAAGCUUACCUGAAUCUCCAGAAGACUCGAGCUUAUUUGAUGAAAGUUCUGAUAAUAAAGAAGAAGGUGAAGAUGAUGAUACUUCUUCUACUUCAAGUUCAGAUUCAAGUACACAGUCAGAUAACUUAGAUUCUGAAAAAGAACCACCAGGUUCAAUGAGUUGGGUUCAAAGACAAAUAAUGAAUGGAAUUAAUCCAAGACGAUUAUUGCAUCAAGUAUUUGGAGCUACUGUACCAUCACAGUUAGAAGACAUUACAUUAUGGAGGAUUAUUUUAAGUAUGACUGAUGAUUGCCCCGUGCGAAAUAAAUUACGUGAUGUCAGUACAUUAGAUGAUGUUAUUAGGCUGCUGAAAUCAAGUACGAGAAUUAUGGUUCUAACAGGAGCAGGAGUUUCAGUUUCUUGUGGUAUCCCAGAUUUUCGUAGUCAUAAUGGAGUUUAUGCUAGACUAGCUACAGAAUUCCCUGAUUUACCUGAUCCACAAUCUAUGUUUUGUAUUGAUUAUUUUAGAAAAGAUCCAAGACCCUUUUUCAAAUUUGCAAGAGAAAUAUAUCCAGGGCAGUUUAAACCAUCUCCAUCUCACCAAUUUAUCAAAGCCUUAGAAAAAAAAGGACGGCUUUUAAGAAACUAUACACAAAAUAUUGAUACUUUAGAGCAAGUAGUAGGCAUUGAAAAAGUGAUUGAAUGCCAUGGUUCAUUUGCUACUGCAUCUUGCACUCAGUGUGGCCACAAAGUUUCAGCAGAUACUAUAAAACCUGAUGUGUUUGAUCAAAGGAUCCCCAGAUGUCCUAUAUGUGUGGAUAGUGGUGGAAUAAUGAAACCUGAUAUAGUGUUUUUUGGUGAAGGUUUACCUGAUAGUUUCCACAAAGCAAUUGAAGAAGAUAAAAAUAAUUGUGAUUUGUUAAUAGUGAUAGGAUCUUCACUAAAAGUACGCCCUGUUGCUCGUAUUCCCAGUAUGUUGAAUAAACAUGUGCCACAAAUAUUAAUCAACCGUGAAAGACUUCCUCAUAUGAAUUUUGACGUUGAACUUCUCGGUGAUAGUGAUGUUAUAGUUGAUCACCUAUGUCGCAUGCUUGGUCCAGAUUGGUCUGAUAUCUAUUGGUGUAAAGAACAACUUACAGAAACAAAAGUUUUAAACUUUCCUAAAUCAUCUCCAAGAAGUCCUAAUUUAUCAAUUGAUGAUACUGCCCAAAAUGAAAUGAAUACAGACUCACGUGAUAGUGCCAAUAGCAUGUCUUUAUCCCUUAACGAUGAUAGAUAUACUGCUAGCUCAUCAACUAGCGAGCAACGUAAUUUAUCAACAGACUCUACAAGAGAUAGCGGUAUUGAUUCAGAUGAUCCUCAAAAAACUAGUCUAGCAUCCUAUUUACCAACAAACACUUAUUAUAUGUUAAAGAAAAGACGAUACAUGUUUUCUGGUGCUGAGGUAGAUCAAGAUGAAAAUGAAAUUGAUGAAGAUUGUCAAACAGAAUCUGAUUCUAGCGAAAAAUCUGAAGUACCAUUUAAUUAAAACACUGUUUUCAUAGAUAUAUAUUAUUAGCUCAAUUGUUACUUAUCGCAAGUUAUUUAUAUAUGAUCACCUUUGUUCAACAAUUUGAUAUUUCUGAACUUGACCUAUUUUUUAAUUAAUAUACAUAUAACUUCUUUUUAUUUUGUAUUCCUUAAUAUUUCUUAAAAUAUCUUUUUAUUAUUCUUAUAGAUGUAAUAUUAUUUUUUUAUCAAUUUAAAAUUCUUUCCUUUUUUAUAUUUGUAUAAACAAAAUAAGUACUAAAUAAAUAUGUAUUUAUAUAUAUAUGUUAUAUAUAUAUAGAUUUGUAUAAUUUUUCUUACAUGAAAUACCCAUUAACUCUCUUAAAAAUAAAUAAUAGUAAUUAACCCUAAUAUUAGUGAAUAUAAAAAUAAUGGUAAAUUAUUAAGGAAUGACAUAAUAAUCAGAAAUUAUUGUCCUUGUUUUUAUUAAGUUUUUAGGAAUAAAUAUAUUUAUAAUUAAUUUUUUUAUAUUAUAAUAAACAUUAAGGAUUUCCAUAUUAAGUAUAUCUAAUAAAAUUGGAAAUAUUUAUUCUUUAAGGGAAACAACUUUAUUUUUCAAAAUAUUGUACAUAAAAUGUUUCGGUAAAUUUGUCAGAAAUAAUUAUAAAUUAUGUGAAGCAAUAAUCUUUUGAUAUACUAAUAAUUGUAUUAUAUAUUAAAUCUUUGCUUACAUGAAAUCCUAAAUAUUUAGUUUCUAUAAGAGUUUCUGUUUAAACUCGCUUGUAUUUGUUUAAAUGUUGGAAGUCAAAGAAUUUACUAAUGCUACAUAUUAUGUUAAUAUUUUUCAUAAUGGUAAAAUGUAAAAAAAAAAAAAAAAUUAAAGCUAGAUGAAUUUUCCAUAGUUUCAAAAUAACAUUUCAGAGAA
Messenger RNA from Daktulosphaira vitifoliae (grape phylloxera), 2721 nucleotides. Its product is annotated as NAD-dependent protein deacetylase sirtuin-1-like. The transcript has 12 exons. The record is from RefSeq and is a predicted model, not a curated record. NCBI's taxonomy places the organism in Eukaryota, Metazoa, Arthropoda, Insecta, Hemiptera, Phylloxeridae. Bases 94 to 1836 code for a protein of 580 amino acids. Gene Ontology annotation, molecular function: NAD+ binding.